CGCCUCGCUCAGCCCCAUCCGAUCAAAACACAGACGAAAAGGCAACACAAAAACACCAAAGGCGGUCCCCGGAAUCGGAAUGGGGGUCCCAGCUUUGUCCGUGCGUGCCUCAGCCCUCCUCGACCCUUGGUUCCUCCACACACACGCCACGCCCAGCACAAGGAUCUCCGGCGCCGACUGCGGCGACCUCCUCCUCCGAUCCAUAGCACCAGUAGCAGGCAGAGAUGGCAGACAACAUGGUGACGCUCGUCCGCCUCGUCCUCGCCAUCAUCCUCCCGCCGCUCGGCGUCUUCCUCAAGCACGGCCUCAAGAUAGAGUUCUGGAUCUGCCUCCUCCUGUGCUUCUUCGGCUACCUGCCGGGCGUCAUCUACGCCGUCUGGGUGAUCAUCAGGAAGGAAGACGACUAGGACUGAUGCGAUUGAUCAGCGACACAUGAGCGGACCACGCACCACGCCAAGGCAUUGACGUCAUUCCGGCUUGCAUUGGAAACAACAUUUCACUUUCCUCUUCUUUUUUUUUCUUUUUUGUAAUUGUAAGUGUAAGUAUAGGGAGGAGAUGUGUGUGGUGAGGGUGACUAUCAAAGGAGUCGUCCGCCGCAGUUUCAGAUAGGAAUUGUGUGUUUGAGGAUGCAUGCAUUGCAGUCGGGAAGAAUAUACACAGAUUAAUUAUUACAGACCUGAUUCCGUAAGUUAAUGAAAGCCCGAAUGAACAAGCA
Molecule: messenger RNA, 715 nt
Organism: Zea mays
Lineage: Eukaryota; Viridiplantae; Streptophyta; Magnoliopsida; Poales; Poaceae
Product: hydrophobic protein LTI6A
Exons: 2
Coding region: 225-407 (60 amino acids)
Cellular component (GO): membrane
Source: RefSeq, a predicted model, not a curated record